Acomys russatus (golden spiny mouse) is the source of this 895-nucleotide messenger RNA. RefSeq names its product methenyltetrahydrofolate synthetase (gene Mthfs). The coding region runs from base 43 to 654 and encodes 203 amino acids. The record is from RefSeq and is a predicted model, not a curated record. Gene Ontology annotation, cellular component: mitochondrion. The transcript has 3 exons. Gene Ontology annotation, molecular function: 5-formyltetrahydrofolate cyclo-ligase activity. Gene Ontology annotation, biological process: folic acid-containing compound biosynthetic process; tetrahydrofolate interconversion. Lineage: Eukaryota; Metazoa; Chordata; Mammalia; Rodentia; Muridae.
GCCGAGGGUGAUGGGCGUGGCCAGGGCGGUGCUUGCCAGGAGAUGGCGGCGGUUGCGGUGAGCAGCGCCAAGCGGAGCCUGCGGGCGGAGCUGAAGCAGCGUUUGCGGGCCUUGAGCGCGGAGGAACGGCUGCGCCAGUCUCACAUCCUCACACAGAAGGUGAUUGCCCACAGUCAGUAUCAAAACUCCAAAAGAAUUUCCAUCUUUCUGAGCAUGCAAGAUGAAAUCGAGACGGAAGAGAUCAUCAAGGACAUUUUCAAACAAGGCAAAAUCUGCUUCAUCCCUCGGUACCAAUUCCAGAGCAAUCACAUGGACAUGGUGAGAUUAGCAUCGCCUGAAGAGAUCCCUUUCCUUCCCAAGACAUCCUGGAAUAUUCACCAGCCUGACGAGGGAGAUGCUCGGGAGGAGGCCCUGUCCACUGGCGGACUCGACCUCAUCUUCCUUCCGGGCCUCGGGUUUGACAAAGACGGCAACCGGCUGGGGCGGGGCAAGGGCUAUUACGACACCUACCUGAAGCGCUGCGUGCAGCAUCAGGAAGUGAAGCCCUACACGUUGGCUUUGGCCUUCAAAGAGCAGAUCUGCCCCCGGGUCCCCAUGGAUGAGCACGACAUGCGGGUAGAUGAAGUUCUCUAUGAAGAUGCCCCCGCGUCCUAAGUCACACAGUGACCUGAGAGCCACCCUCACUGCUUUGUGCCAGCGUGAAGAAAAGAUGUGCAUUUUCCUCUUGUCAAAAAACGAGUCCCAGUGGCCCAUUAAAGUGAAUAUGGAUUGUGUGUCUUAGUUAAGUAUAAAAUAUCUAACAUAAAAUCAUCUUUAGAAAUCAAUAGGAGUGUGAAGACUAGGGUAUUGGCUCAAAUGGAGGCAGAAGCCGUAUGGUCUUCAGCUUAGCUUCCUG